Molecule: messenger RNA, 5433 nt
Organism: Fusarium sp. VM40
Lineage: Eukaryota; Fungi; Ascomycota; Sordariomycetes; Hypocreales; Nectriaceae
Source: the annotation of a GenBank genome assembly
AUGAGCAACCUCAAACGAAAAGACGCCCCUGGCGGCAAUCCGCCCGCCAAAUUGGCUAAGAACACAAAGGAAGCUCGAACUACAACAAAAGAAAAUGCCGGCAAAGAUGCGAAGCCCGCUCCCAAGAAGAGCGCCGAGGUACCUGAGAAGGCUCCUGUCGUGUCGCUGUUGAAGGAGGAGGGAGCUAUGAUGCCUCGAGGCGGCGCCAGUAUUCUCACUCCUCUGGAGCACAAGAAGAUUCAGCUUGAGGCUAAGGCUGAUGCUAUGCGCGACGAAGAGUUCAACACUGGCGGCAAAGUCCUACAGAAGAAGAAGCGGAAGACGGCGCUGAAGGGUGACAAGAAGACAGAUAAAAAGACCGGAGAGGAGGAACAGGCAGUCAGAGUUGAGAGUCUCAGCUUCAAGAACUUGGUCAAGGGCUCUCUCGUCCUCGUACAGGUCACACGAAUCAACAACCUCGAUAUCGAAGUCGCACUACCUAACAACCUUACUGGACACAUCUCCAUCGUCGCCGUUUCUCAACAGUUGACAGAGCGUCUUGAGAACGAGACUGCGGAGAAGGACAACGAGGAUGAAGACGAUGCUGACGAUGACGGUAUCGACCUCAAGUCUAUCUUCGCCAUUGGCGAAUACUUGAGGGCGUACGUGAUAUCUACUGUCGAAGAGAAUACCGCCGGAAAAGGCAAGCGACGCAUUGAAUUGUCCCUGCGACCCAGUGAGGCCAACACUGGUCUGGAGAAAGACGAUGUUGUUGUAAACAGUAUGGUGAUGGCCUCGAUUGCCAGUGUCGAGGACCGCGGUUUUGUGAUGGAUACCGGUAUCGAAAAACUCGGUGCUUUCCUCGCCCGAAGCGAAGUCGACAAGAGCAUUGAUGAGCAAAGAUUGCAGCCAGGCUCUGUAUUCCUGUGCCAGGUCAUCAGCAAGGGUGCCAAUGGAAAGAUUGCGCAGCUCACCCUCCAGGAGAAGAAGAUCGGCAACCCCAAGAGCGUCCCGGCCGAUGCGACUACCAUCAACACUUUCCUCCCUGGUACCAUGGCCGAUGUCCUUGUCAACAAUACUGAUCGACGAGGUCUUUCUGGAAAGAUUAUGGGUCACCUCGAUGUUACUGCGGACAUCAUCCAUUCCGGUGUUGGUCCAGCUGGUGUGAGCCUGGACACAGCUUACAAGAUUGGCUCAAGGGUCAAGGCCCGAGUUAUCUGCAACUUCCCAGGUGCUAGGGAGCCCAAGCUUGGAAUCUCCCUUCUUCCUCAUAUUGCCACCCUCGAGAAGAAGCGCCCUACCAAGUCGACCGACUCCAAGAAGAACCCUACUCAGGUGCUCCCUAUCUCAUCUUUGGUGGAAACCUGCACAGUCCGUCAUGUUGAAGCCGAGAUCGGUCUAUUCGUCGAUAUUGGUAUUCCUGGCCUGAGCGGAUUCGUCCAUAUUUCUCGAGUCAAGGAUGGCAAGGUAGAUGCGCUCUAUGAAUCUAGCGGCCCCUACAAGGUUGGCUCUGAGCACAAGGGUCGUGUUGUUGGUUAUAACGAGAUUGACGGUCUUUUCCAAAUAUCCUUCGAGAAAUCAGUGCUCGAGCAAGAAUACCUCAGACUAGAGGAUGUUCCCGUCGGCGCUGUUGUGACAUGCAACAUUGAAAAGGUUGUUAUUGACGAGAAGGGAGUCAGCGGUCUCAUUGUCAAGGUAGCUGAAGGCAUUACUGGUUUCGUUCCUGAGCAGCAUCUUUCCGAUGUCCGACUGCAGCACCCGGAAAAGAAGUUCCGCCAGAACAUGAAGGUCAAGGCCCGAGUUCUCUCAACCAACUUGGCCAAGAAGCAGAUGCGCCUCACCUUGAAGAAGACCAUUGUUAACUCGGAGGCCCCUGUCAUCAAGUCCUACGAUGAGGCCAGUGUUGGUAUGCAGAUCCCUGGUACCAUUAUCAAGAUUCAGUCAUCAGGAGCCAUCAUCCAGUUCUUUGGCACCGUUCAGGGAUUUUUGCCCAUCUCCGAGAUGAGUGAAGCUUAUAUCAAGGAUCCUCAUGAGCACUUCCGAACUGGUCAAGUUGUUAGCAUUCACGUCCUAGAUGUUGAGCCCGAGACCAGAAGACUUGUUGUGUCUUGCAAGGAUCCUUCUGCCUUUGGCCUUGACAAGCAGAACGCUCUCAAGAAACUCCAGCUUGGUGACGUUGUCACCGCCAAGGUCACGCAGAAGACCGAGGAUCAAGUCUUGGUUGAACUUGCUGACUCCCAGCUCAAGGCUAUUCUUCCUGUUGGACACCUUACUGAUAAGUCAACAUCCAAGAACCAAUAUGCCUUCAAGCGUAUUGCUGUUGGUCAGACUCUUUCCGAUCUUGUGAUUAUUGAGAAGAACGAGAACCGACGUGCAGUUAUCCUCAGCCACAAGCCCAGUCUCGUCAGUGCUGGAAAGGAGAAGACUCUUCUCACUAGCUUCGAGGACGCUAAGGAAGGCAAGAUUGUUGCUGCCUUUGUCAGAAAUAUUACUGUUACGGCUGUGUUCGUCCAGUUCGCUGGAAACCUGACUGCUCUUCUUCCCAAGUCCCGACUUGCUGCUGAUAUUCAGGAGCAGCCUGGUUUCGGCAUGCACAAGCACCAGUCAAUCGAGGUCAAGAUCGUCUCUGUCAUUCCCGACCACCGCCGCAUUGUGGUGGCCCCGGCCGACUUUGACGAAUCCGCCGAACUGGACAGGAAGAGCAAGGCCAACGAUAAGCCUGCGGCUGCUGAUGACAUCGAGUUUGGAACCGUGACCAAGGCCAAGAUUACUUCUAUCAAGGAUACACAGCUCAACGUUCAAAUCGCCGACAGCAAGGUUCAGGGCCGAAUUGAUGUGUCUCAAAUUUUCGACAAGUGGGAAGACAUCACCGAUCCCAAGGAUCCUCUCGACAAAUACCACAAGAAGCAGGCCAUCUCUGUACGCGUGAUGGGAGUCCACAGUGCCAAGGAUCACCGAUUCUUGCCCUUCUCUCAUCGAUCGCUACACUCUGUGCUUGAACUUACUGCAAAGCCCAGCGAUAUCAAGGCCAAGAAGCUCGAACCCCUCAGCCUCGAAAGCCUCGUUGUCGGUGAAACCUAUACUGCCUUUGUCAACAACUCCAGCCCUCAGCACCUAUGGGUCAACCUUUCCCCUUCUGUCCGUGGUAGAAUAUCUGCCAUGGAAGCAUCAGAUGAUCUCUCACAGCUCAACGACCUUGAGGCAAACUUCCCUGUGGGAUCGGCUCUGAAGGUCAGAGUGACUGGCGUGGAUCUUCGCAACAACCGCCUCGAUCUCUCGGCUCGUUCUUCUAGUUCAUCCGAGACUGUUACAUGGAGCGCUCUGAAGCAGAACAUGGUUCUCCCUGGACGAAUCACCAAGGUCAACGAACGUCAAGUUCUGGUUAAGCUUAGCGAGGCUGUUUCAGGUCCUGUAUAUCUCCCUGAUAUGUCUGAUGAUUUUGACACUGUCAACACUCUCAAGCAUAAGAAAGGCGAUAUCGUUCGUGUUGCCAUUGUGGAGCUGGAUUCGAGCAACAAGAGACUUCGACUAUCAAUCCGUCCUUCUCGUAUCAUGAGCUCUACCCUUCCUGUGAAGGAUAAGGAGAUCAACGACGUUUCUCAGCUGGACGCUGGUGAAAUUGUUCGAGGCUUUGUCAAGAAUGUCUCGGAUAAGGGACUUUUCGUUCUCCUCGGUGGACAGGUGACUGCGCUGGUCAAGAUUUCCAACUUGUCAGAUCGCUACCUGAAGGAGUGGAAGGAUCACUUCCAGGUCGACCAGCUUGUCAAGGGCCGAGUUAUUGCUGUUGACAAGUUGACUCGUCAUGUGGAGCUGAGCUUGAAGUCUUCUGUUGUCGACGAAGACUACACGCCUCCUCUCAACUACAGCGACAUCAAGGAGGGCCAAACCGUGACCGGAAAGGUUCGCAAGGUUGAGGAGUUUGGCGCUUUCAUCUUGGUCGAUGGCUCUGACAACGUCAGUGGUCUUUGCCAUCGCAGCCAGAUGGCCGAGAACCCUGUCAAGGAUGCCACCAAGCUUUACAAGGAGGGUGACGCUGUCAAGGCUCGUGUUCUUGAAGUUGAUGCCAACAAGCGUCGUGUCACAUUUGGCCUCAAGCCUUCACUUUUCGAGGAUGCUGAUACUGACAUGAGCGACUCUGAUGCGGGUGCUGACCUCAAUGCUGAGGUCAGUGAUGACGAUGUGGAUAUGGAUGACACCGAUGCCCUACUCCAGAUCCUUGGCACAGACAAUGCUGGAGAUUCAGACGAUGACGAGGAUGACGACGAGGACGAAGACGACGAAGACGAUGAGGAUGAGGAUGGAGACUCUGAUGAGGAUGGAGACUCUGAUGAGGAUGGAGACUCUGAUGAGGAUGGAGACUCUGAUGAGGAUGAAGAGAUGGAGGAUGCGCCUGUCAAGAAGUCAAAGGGUCUUGGUGCUGGAAAGAAAUCUGAGUGGUCUGCCGAUCCCUUCGAUGAGCCAGAGUCCGAGUCUGAAGAGCAAUCGAAGAACGUCGAGAAGCCCAAGAAGAAGAAGCGAAGCAGAGACGAGAUCCAGAUCGACCGAACUGCCGAGCUAGAUGCCAACGGUCCCCAAACCUCUAGCGAUUACGAGCGAUUACUCCUCGGACAGCCCGACUCGUCAGAGCUGUGGAUUGCUUACAUGGCUUUCCAAAUGCAGGUCGCAGAGCUUUCCAAGGCACGAGAGGUUGCCGAGCGAGCUAUCAAGUCCAUCAACAUCCGGGAAGAGACAGAGAAGCUCAACGUCUGGGUGGCUUACCUCAACUUGGAGGUUGCUUACGGAACCAAGCAAACAGUGGAGGAUGUGUUCAAGAGAGCUUGUCAAUACAGCGAGGAGCAGGAGGUCUACGAGAGAUUGGCCAGUAUCUACAUUCAGUCUGGAAGGCUCAAGGAUGCCGACGCCCUCUUCGAGGCAAUGGUCAAGAAGUUUGGCGCCAAGUCUCCCAACGUCUGGCUCAACUAUGCCCACUUUUUGCACGUUACCCGCAAGGAUCCUUCACGAGCUCGUGCUCUACUACCGCGAGCCACUCAGCAACUCGGUAAACAGCACAGCAAGAACUUAGUGAGUCGCUUCGCUGCUCUGGAGUUCCGAUCUCCCAACGGGGAGCCUGAGCGUGGCCGCACCAUGUUCGAGGGUCUCUUCAGUGUCUACCCCAAGCAGGGUGAUCUCUGGAGUCAACGCCUCGAUCUCGAGAUUGGCCUUCCCGAGUCCGAUCCUACCGCUAUCCGCGACGUUUUCGAGAGCCGGACACGUGUCAAGGGUCUCAAGCCUCUGCAGGCAGAGAAGUGGUUCAGACGCUGGGCCGAAUGGGAGGAGAAGCUGGAUCCUAAGGGCAAGGGCAAGGGCAAGGACAAGGUGAUCGCCAAGGCUCAGGAAUGGACGGUCAAGUUCAAGGCGAGAAAGGAGGCCGAGGCUGCUGCUGCGGCAGCGGAGGCGGAUGAGAUGGAGGAGUAG